Messenger RNA from Macrosteles quadrilineatus (aster leafhopper), 3962 nucleotides. RefSeq names its product glutamine--fructose-6-phosphate aminotransferase [isomerizing] 2-like. Gene Ontology annotation, biological process: fructose 6-phosphate metabolic process; protein N-linked glycosylation; carbohydrate derivative biosynthetic process. Bases 127 to 2211 code for a protein of 694 amino acids. NCBI's taxonomy places the organism in Eukaryota, Metazoa, Arthropoda, Insecta, Hemiptera, Cicadellidae. Gene Ontology annotation, molecular function: L-glutamine:D-fructose-6-phosphate transaminase (isomerizing) activity; carbohydrate derivative binding. The transcript is spliced from 17 exons. The record is from RefSeq and is a predicted model, not a curated record.
UCUUGCUUGAGCGAAAGGCUUCAAACAAAAUGUUGGACAUUCCGUCUGACAGUUCAUUCGAACGUCAAACUUGACGUGGUCGUGGUGUGUUAUCAGUGAAUAACUUGGACGUGGCUUGUAACUAUCAUGUGUGGAAUAUUUGCCUAUCUGAACUACCUGACACCCAAGAGCAGGAAGGAGAUCCUGGACUUUCUUGUGAAUGGGCUGAAGAGGCUUGAGUACAGAGGUUAUGAUUCUGCCGGAGUUGCUCUUGAUUCUCCCGAUGGCAAGGAUGUGUCCAUUGUCAAGAAAAGUGGAAAAGUCAAAGCCCUUGAGGAUGAGAUCACUGCUCGAAAGGACAAGCUGGACUUUGAUGCAACCACCACCUGCCACGUGGGCAUUGCUCACACCCGUUGGGCGACUCACGGAGUUCCCAGCGAGGUUAACUCCCACCCCCAGCGGUCAGAUGUCAACCACUCCUUCGUGGUGGUCCACAACGGCAUCGUCACUAACUACAAGGACGUCAAGUUAUUCCUGAUGAAGAAGGGUUACCAGUUUGAGUCCGAGACAGACACGGAGGUGAUUGCCAAACUGAUUCACCACAUCUACUCUCAACACCCGGAUCACUCCUUUAGGGAACUGGUGGAACAGGUUGUCCAACAACUGGAAGGGGCUUUCGCAUUGUGCUUCAAGAGCAAACACUUCCCUGGCGAGUGUGUGGCCACUAGGCGAGGCAGCCCUCUGCUGGUGGGCAUCAAAACUAAGACUCGCCUGGCCACCGACCACGUCCCCAUCCUCUACAGUAAAGAAGAACCACUUCAGCCCCUUGUCAAAGACGCUGAAUCACAUUCCUUACCAGAUCAUCGUCCCCACGGUCGCCAGGAGCUGCCCACACUGCUGCCUCGCUCGGAAUCCACCUCAGAGUUCCAGCCCCUGGAGGACAAGGAGGUCGAGUACUUCUUUGCCUCGGAUGCGAGCGCCGUCAUCGAACACACCAACAGGGUCAUCUUCUUGGAGGAUGAUGACGUUGCUGCAGUGAAGGAGGGCAGUUUGAGCAUUCACCGACUGCGGAGAUCCCUGGAUGAUCCCCAUGCCAGAGAAAUCACCACCCUGAAGAUGGAGAUUCAGCAAAUUAUGAAGGGUAACUACAGCUCAUUCAUGCAGAAGGAAAUCUUUGAACAACCUGAGUCUGUGAUCAACACCAUGAGGGGUCGCAUGAACUUUGAGACAAACACUGUGGUACUUGGUGGCAUAAAGGACUACAUCCCAGAGAUCCGCAGAUGUAGGAGGCUGAUGUUGAUUGGUUGUGGUACAAGCUACCAUAGCGCUGUAGCCACCAGACAGUUGCUGGAGGAGCUCACUGAGCUGCCAGUCAUGGUGGAGCUGGCCUCUGACUUCCUGGACAGAAACACUCCAGUCUUCCGAGACGAUGUUUGCUUCUUCAUCUCACAGUCAGGUGAGACAGCAGAUUCUCUGAUGGCUCUGAGGUACUGCAAGCAACGUGGAGCUCUCAUCGUAGGCAUCACCAACACCGUAGGCUCGUCCAUCUGCAGAGAGAGCCACUGCGGCGUGCACAUCAACGCUGGUCCUGAGAUUGGUGUGGCGUCCACCAAGGCCUACACUUCCCAGUUCAUCUCUCUCGUCAUGUUCGCUCUGGUCAUGAGUGAGGAUAGGAUCUCCAUGCAGCCCAGACGCCAAGAGAUCAUCCGGGGCCUGAAGAACUUGGAUGAACAGAUCCGAGAGGUGCUACAGAACGAUGAGAAGGUGCUAGACUUGGCUAAGGACUUGUACCAACAGAAGUCUCUGCUCAUCAUGGGUCGAGGAUACAACUUUGCCACUUGCAUGGAGGGCUCGCUGAAAGUGAAGGAGUUGACGUACAUGCACAGUGAGGGUAUAAUGGCUGGAGAGCUGAAGCACGGACCUCUCGCUCUAGUGGACAAAGCAAUGCCAGUCAUCAUGAUCGUCACCCGAGACCCUGUAUAUGUGAAAUCCAUGAAUGCUCUACAGCAAGUCACAGCAAGGGAGGGCCGGCCUAUUAUUAUUGGCGAGAAAGGAGAUGAGGAAACAAAAUCUUUUGCCUACAAGUACAUUGAAGUCCCACACACUGUCGACUGUCUUCAGGGCAUCCUGACCGUAAUUCCCAUGCAACUGUUGUCUUACCACAUCGCUGUGUUAAGAGGCUGCAACGUAGACUGUCCUCGCAACUUGGCCAAGUCUGUUACUACUGAAUGAGUUCUCUCACCAUUGCACUACAUUGGAUAACCCUUCUAAUCGAGUUUGGUCGACAAACACAACUUUAAUUGAUUAUAAAUUGAAGAUUCUCUAAAUGAGCUAAAUCGUACAGCUUAUAAAGUUUGUUGCUCAAAAAUUUUAGUUAAGACUGAGAAGCAAAGCAUCACAACAGUCGAUCAAAGUUAAAUGAAAAAAUACGAACCAUCAAAUUAGUACCUGAAAUUGGGGUGUUAAGUUUUAAAUAAAAUAAUCUUAAGUAUUAAAAUAUAUAUUAUUAUAAUUAAAGUUUUAGUAGUUUGUCUCAUUUUGUUUCAUGUUGAAAUGUUCAUAAGUUUAUCACAUGUUGAGUUGUUAUUUUAAAUCGUAUAUUUAGUUAAAAGCUUGUAUUUAUUGUAAACACGGACAAACUACCAUUUAUAUUAACUGUUCAGUUGUUUAACUGAUGAGAUAUUAAUUUGAUGAAAGAAAAGAACCUGCUUGUAAAUACUGUUUUUCUUUUUUAAAUUUGUAUAACUUAAUAAUUAUUUCAAUCAAAGAAAAUAGAACAAUUUAUAAAAAUCUGAAACUCAUAGUAACAAAAAUAACAAAUGUCUGCAAAGGAUGUUGUAGGAAUAUUUAUAUUAUUGUUUUUAUUAUUUUAUAUCUGUAAACCCCGAGCUUAAAACUGAAGUUGUACAGAGGAAAGUAAACAAAAAAUAUACUUUGAAUAAGUGUUUGAUAUAAAAAAUUUCACUGCCAAGAUGAAGAGGUUGAUUCUGUACCAAUCAAAACUACAAACCGGUCUGGCUAGAUGAAUUUCAUACAAUUAAGUUACCACUCAUUGGUUGGUAAAUUUUAAAUUAUGAAACCUAAACUUUCCAUUUAAGUCACUAACUCUAAAAUGUCUUUAAUUCUAGGUUGAUUAUUAAGUUUUUAGACUGGGGAAAUGUUUUCACCAUCACUAAUACAGUACCAUCUUAUUACAUGAAGGUAAAUUAUAAAAAAAUUUCAAUUUAAAAAAUGACCUCUCAGUUCAAUAUUUUUUUAGAGCUCUUAGACAGAUAAUUGCUAUCAUCACUAUUUUAUUCUAGUUCUAAGUAUGAAAGACAUAAAGUUCGCAUUUAUUGUUGUUGGAAUAAGUUUGAUAGAUAUUCUAAAAUGUGUUUUCACAUUUUAAAAGAAAUAUUAAUCUAUAUUAGUUUGCAAGAGCCUGGACCAAUGCAAUGUUUUUUUUUUUUUAUAAAUACUUUAUAUUCAUAUCCUACGAUAUAAUUGCUUGGGUGAAGCAGAUUUUAAACUAAUUUGAAUCUUUCAAUGAAAUUACCAUUUAGUUAAUUUAGGAUUAUAACAACCCCAACAGUUUCAUGUGUAUGAAUUAAAGUUAAAUGAAUAUUUUCAGUAUUUUCUCGAAUACUAUAGCAAGUUUUAAAGUAUAACAGUGCUUCCAACCCAAAUUAGCAUUUGGAUAUAGAAUUCGGACAUUCCUAUGAUUGCUUUUAGUUUUAAUUAAUUAAACUAGUGCACUAGGGGACCAACAAAAGAAAUUAAUACAGUAGUGUAAAUUAUAUAAACAGUUGAUUAUUUUUAUUGUAACCUUUUUUUAUUUGGGUUAAAAGUUGUUUUCAAAUGUGUGUCAAGUUUUUGUAUAGCUGUGAUUUCUCUUGUAUGAUUGUUUUACAAGUCUUUGUAACCAUGCCUGGCUGUUAGCUCUAUAGCUUGUUCUCAGUAUUCAUAAUUAUAUAAACAUAUUGAUUAUUAAAUGAAUACAUGAA